AUGAUUUUAAAAUAAGAUUUUUUUUAUUUCAAGUUUUUUCUCUAAUUAAUUGUUUAUUUGUUUUUUUAAUUAGCUUUUAAAAGCUUAAUUUCAAAAAAUGAAAUCUUUUUUCAUCUUUAUUCUAACCUGUUGGUUACUUAUAUCGAUCGAUGCUAAAUAUUUGCGAAAAGAUUCACAAGCCGACAAUGAUGAUGUCUAUCAGAUUGGUUUCGGUAUUGGUGAUAUUACCGGACCAGCAGCUGAAAUUAACAUGAUGGGUUAUGCUAAAUUAGGUCAAGAUUCCAAAGGUAUUCAUUUACGAUUGUAUUCACGUGCUAUGGUCGUUGCCGAUAAAUCUGGUACCCGAGUUGCUUAUGUUAAUGUUGAUCUUUGUGGUUCAGCACAAUUAUUAAAGAUAUUGGUCGUAGAAGAAUUGCAGAAAAUCUAUGGAAAUGAUGUCUAUACACAUGAAAAUGUUAUGAUAUCGGCAACGCAUACACAUGCUGGACCUGGUGGUUAUUUCCAAUAUCUAUUGUAUAUUGUAACCACUGAAGGUUAUAUUAAAGAAUCCACCCAUGCCAUUGUAUCCGGUGUUGUUAAGUCAAUCAGAGACGCACACGAUAAUAUGGAACCUGGACGUAUGUACUAUACCGAAGGAACAUUGGUUAACGCCAGUUCAAAUCGUAGUCCAGCAUCAUAUCUUCAGAAUCCGGAAGAAGAACGUGCUCAAUACGAACAUGAUACAGAUAAAACAUUUCAAAUGUUAAAAUUCACCGAUUUAAAUGAUAAACCAAUUGGUAUGGUGAAUUGGUUUGCCGUACAUGGUGUUAGCAUGAAUAAUUCAAACAAAUUAAUCAGCAGUGAUAAUAAAGGCUAUGCAGCAAUAACAUUUGAACAAGAUUUUAAUGGAUAUACCAACAUUGGGAAAGGACCAUUUGUCGCCAUAUUUGGUCAAUCAAAUGAAGGUGAUUCAACGCCAAACAUCAUGGGUGCACGUUGUCUGGAUACCGGUAAACCAUGUGAUUUCGUACACAGCACUUGUAAUGGAAAGAACGAAUUGUGCGUUGCUUUUGGACCAGGUAAAGAUAUGUUUGAAAGUACAAAAAUUAUUGGAGAACGACAAUACUUGAAAGCAAAAGAAUUGUUUGCAAAAGCAAACGAAACAAUUAAAGGUGAUGUACAUUUUGUUUAUCAAAAUAUUGAUAUGGCCAAUAGAACUGUCACAUUGGAUGAUGGUCGUAUGGUAAAAACCUGUCCAGCUGCAUUAGGUUUUGCAUUCGCUGCUGGAACAACAGAUGGUGAAGGUGCGACUGUCUUCCAUCAAGGCACGAAAAAAGGUCAAGAGAGUAAAUUUUUCGAUUUUAUUCGUGAUUUUAUCGCACAUCCAUCGAAAGCUCUACUCGAAUGUCAUGCCCCAAAAGCCAUUUUGUUGCCAGUUGGUGAAAUGAAAUUCCCUUAUGAAUGGGCUCCAGAAUUAAUGCCCACUCAAAUGUUUGAGAUUGGAAAUUUAGUCAUUGUUGGAUUGCCAGGAGAAUUCACUACAAUGUCUGGACGUCGUAUUCGUAAAGAUAUUAAAAAAAUCUAUGCCGAUCAUGGACGAGAUGUUCACGUCAUUCUGUCUGGAUUGGCUAACACUUAUUCAAAUUACAUAGCAACACCUGAAGAAUAUCAACUUCAACGUUAUGAAGGUGGUUCCACAUUGUUUGGACCACAUACAUUGGAUGCUUAUCGACAACAAUAUCGAUAUCUGGCUAAACAAAUGCUUUCACGUGAGAAGAUUGCAUCACCUGGACCGAAAUUUCCUAAUCUAUUGAAAAAGGAAAUCACAUUGAAACCAGGAGUUGUUUUCGAUGCAGCAGUUCGACAUCAUUUUGGCGAUGCUCUUACUCAACCGAAUGAUCAAUAUCAUAUUGGUGAACGUGUCGAGGUUAAAUUUUGUGCAGCCAAUCCACGUAAUAAUUUACGCUUGGAAAAAACAUAUCUAACUGUUGAGCGAUAUGAAAAUGAUGAAUGGAUUGUGGUGGCGACAGAUGCACAUUGGGAAACAAAGUUCAUUUGGCAUCGUGAUAGCGUUCUUCUUGGUACAAGUGAUGCAACCAUUCUAUGGGAUAUUCCACUUCAUACUAAACCCGGUCUUUAUCGUAUACGAUAUUUUGGUGAUCAUAAAAAUAUUAUCGGUACCAUACAAGAAUUUGAAGGUGCAAGUCGAGAAUUCAAAGUGAUUGAAUAAAUUGCCAUUUUAAUACAUACAAUAUUCAAUAAAUUAUCAUGUGCCAAAAUAAAACCGACAAUAUCAAUUUGAUGUAACAAUUUUUAUUAUUCCACGAUACACAAAAAUAAAUAAAAUUUUUUCUUUCAAUUCUUU
Dermatophagoides pteronyssinus (European house dust mite) is the source of this 2344-nucleotide messenger RNA. RefSeq names its product neutral ceramidase (gene CDase). Gene Ontology annotation, cellular component: extracellular region. The record is from RefSeq and is a predicted model, not a curated record. NCBI's taxonomy places the organism in Eukaryota, Metazoa, Arthropoda, Arachnida, Sarcoptiformes, Pyroglyphidae. Gene Ontology annotation, molecular function: N-acylsphingosine amidohydrolase activity. Gene Ontology annotation, biological process: long-chain fatty acid biosynthetic process; ceramide catabolic process; sphingosine biosynthetic process.